AUGGUCAAGGCCGAUCCAAAGCCUUUCCUACCAUUGGCCAACAAUAUUGAUGCAAGAUUCUAUAACAAGGAUAUUGCUCCCCUCACUGUACCCAAACUGAUUAAGAAUGGCCACUCUCCAGUAGUGAUGGCCCAGAAGUUCCUCCAACAGGGCCUAACAUUCUCAUCUGAAGAAUGGGAAAGGCCCCAAAUCUCUUUUGCUCAGUAUCAUGAUUAA
Molecule: messenger RNA, 216 nt
Organism: Prunus armeniaca (apricot)
Lineage: Eukaryota; Viridiplantae; Streptophyta; Magnoliopsida; Rosales; Rosaceae
Source: the annotation of a GenBank genome assembly